Molecule: messenger RNA, 6754 nt
Organism: Syngnathus typhle (broad-nosed pipefish)
Lineage: Eukaryota; Metazoa; Chordata; Actinopteri; Syngnathiformes; Syngnathidae
Gene: dlc1
Product: DLC1 Rho GTPase activating protein
Exons: 18
Coding region: 181-5601 (1806 amino acids)
Biological process (GO): signal transduction; regulation of Rho protein signal transduction; actin cytoskeleton organization
Cellular component (GO): membrane raft; focal adhesion
Molecular function (GO): GTPase activator activity; lipid binding; protein binding
Source: RefSeq, a predicted model, not a curated record
GAAGCACACAGGUGACUCUUGGUUGCUGGGCUGGAUGAGAGAUUGGAGGAGUUUUUCAACUUUCAUCACAAGAUCUGCAGGUUCAUGCACAGGACGCAGAUGACAGUUGGCAUCACCCUAUGUGACUUCUAGGAAACAAAAGUCAAAAGCAUCCCUAUAGAAUAGCGCUGGCCACCAAUAAUGCCAGUUGCUAUUCGCAAGAGAAGUUGGGAGGAUCAUGUGACUCAUCCCUCAGGAUUACAGUAUAGCUAUGAUGAUCUGGAUCUGAUCUGUUGCCAUGGUGUUGACAGCGAGGGGCUUUGGAGGGGUUCAGGGGCUUCCAAGCAAGGUCGAUGGACAAGGUGUACCUCCAUGCCAGAGGGCUGCCACCAACUGUUCACAGAUGAGCUGACUCCGAGUCCAGAUGUGACCACCUCUGGAGUACAUGAGAUCCGAUCGGAGGAUGUGAAGCUGACAGACAAUGUUAAAGCUCCGCUUGAGAUGAAGUUCAUUUGCAGCCUCCACAAAUGUUUGGAUGGAGCUGUUCAAUUUAACUGCGUUUCCCAGAGUGACAAAAACGGCGCUAUGAUUUUCUGUGCAACGGACAAGAGUGCUCAGGAAGCUGUCGAUGGCAAAGACAAAGUUGGCACAGAGAAUGACGAUGAUGUCUUUAAAAACUCACAUAUCUGUCGUAAUGAGCAACAAUGCAUCUCUCUUUCUUCAAACAAUGGGCCUCCACUGUUGCAAUCUGCUGCUGGACAGCCUGGCAAGCCUCCAAUCUGUUCGCAAACAAAGGAGGGACAUCCAGAUAGUGACAGCAGACCUCCUGAAAUCUCAGAGGCCACACCAAAGUCGCGCUCUGCUACUCAACACGAACCUCGGAACGACCUCCCAGAUGUUGAGGAAGUGAUUUCCAUCCCUGGCCAUGCUGGCGCAAAGAUAACCUCGGAUGUCGGUGUGCACGGUUCACUCAAUAAAAUGGAUAGUCUGCUUGUGAUGUCAUUGGCCCAGAAAGCUGUGGAGCCGCUUGUGACCUCAACGGGAGAAGGAAAAUGUGACAAAGGAGCAAUUGAACCCUGGACCACAGAUUCAUCUGACGAACUGCUUGGAUUAAAUAACCCAGAGACUCUAAAUGAAAAAUCAGGACAUGAGCUCCUUUCCAGAGACAUUCAAGAAGGAAAGCAAGAUCCUGCUGGAGCAUGGGAUACGGCCCCUGGUUGUGAAAUGCCCGCUCAGACACUGUCGGAGCAGCGUGAUUCCGAAACGGGAGCAAUGAAAAUGUCUCAGGGGGAGGAAAGAAGUGAUCCAGAACGCUGUGAAAAAAUUGAUGUCAGUUUAGGACCUAUCACAUCAGCUGAUAUUUGUGCCAAAGUUCACUGUUGCUUGGCCAACAGUAAAGUGCCGUGUGAGCAAGAAGAAUCGCGCAAGUCGGAGGAAGACCAGACACAGAAAAUCAUUAUUCAAGAAGCCGAGCCCAUUUUGACGAUGACCACUGCAAGUCAGCCAAACAAAGACUUUGAUGAAAGUUCUCUAUCAUUGGAAACGAUCCCAGAGGCGAACCAGGUUGAAGCAGCGGGUAGCCGUGCACCUGCUCCAAAGAAUCUCACCGCAACUAUUCACUGCCAGAAAGAUGAUGAAAACGCAGCAAGAGAAAAACACCCCCAAAAGCUGCUUCCACUCUUAGCAGAGGUCAACAAUGUGAUCCCGCCGGAGGGACUCCAUGGCAACGAAGCCUCUGGUCGCCUCAAUGAGUCACCUGGCUCUGAGAUGGCAGAUGGUGAACGCCACACGCAAUCGGCCGACUCUAGGACGGAGCAAGCGGACAACGCCGCGCAGGAGGAUAUUCCCUGUGACACAUCUCCCGUCAAUCCGGCUUUUGAUGGAAUGCGUCAGUCCGGAAUUCAGAAGGAGGAGGAGGGAGUGAAAGUGCGCAUUAAGAAGCGAGACCAUGCUCGUCUGGACUCGAUGGUGCUGCUAAUGAUGAAGCUGGACCAGUUGGAUCAGGAAAUUGAAAAUGCCUUGAGCGCCAACUCUUCCAUAGGCAACACCCCCACCCUCCCUCGGAGACGACAACUGGACUUUGAUUUGGAGUCUCCAUAUUCUUAUGGUUAUGCUACACCAGCUAAAGGCACCCCAACAACCCUUGGAGCAAAGCCUAAGAGUGGGAGUUCUGCAGUUCCAGAGAGGACAAAAGCAGAGAUUGAAGCCAAAGAAGCCUGUACCUGGCUGCGAGCGGCAGGCUUCCCACAGUAUGCCCAACUUUAUGAAGAUGCCCAGUUUCCCAUUGACAUCUCUUCAGUCACCAGGGACCACGACUUCCUUGAUCGAGAUGCCAUUGAGGCUCUCUGCAGGAGACUCAAAACUCUCAACAAGUGUGCUCUAAUGAGACUGGAGAUAUCACCGCAAAGAAAAAGGAGUGAAGACUCCGAUGAGGAUGAGCCUUGUGCCAUCAGUGGCCGCUGGACCUUUCAGAGAGACAGCAAGCGCUGGUCCAGGAUGGAGGAACUGGAUGUUUUCUCCUCAUUGUGCACAGAUGGUGCGCAACCACCUUCAGUAAAGGACCAAGUAUCCAAAAGGACCAAGAUGGCCCUGUGCGAGGGAAACAGUUCCGAGAGUGUACUGACUGAUCUCAGUGAACAGCCUGAAGUGGGCUCCAUCCAUAGCAGUGGUAGCGGCGGAAGAACAGAGGAGAAGAGUUUGCCAAAUGAAGCCAUUCCCGUUGGAGCCACGCGCGCGAGCUCUGUUGCGAGCAUGUGUUCGUCAUCAGGCACGGGCGGGUCAGUGUGUGCUAAUGAGGACUCUCUGUCUGAUGGGCUACCACCAUCACCCUUGGAGCUCGGACAGUUCAACUUUGAUCUGAAAAUGGGAGAACUUGGAGGAAGUCUGGACCGUGGCGGCAGCAGUGGUAAAAGCACACGGUCACGAGCCAAAAGUUUCCUCAAGAGGAUGGAGAGUCUUCGUCUCCGCAGCGGCACCACCUCCAAGAGAAAGAAGAAAGGGAGCAUCAGUGGUGGGAAGAUAGAAAUCAGCGGUCCUGUUAUCAAAGAGGGUCUUGAUGAUGACAAGUUGCGGAAACUGAACUGUGUGGACAUCCCGAGUCUCAACCUGAACCAGAACCUCAAUCACCAUCCAACUCAGACUAUGACACUCAACAGGAAUCGUUCUGUAUCUUACUCGACUCAAACUAGCAACGGUAGCACUGGAAGUACUGGGAGCAGCCAAUCUGAAGCCAGCAGCGGCAGUGCAGUGAGCACACCAAGCCCGGUGACCCGCGCUCGUAGCCACAGCAUUGCAGCAGGCUCCGGUAAGAGAGGGGGGAUGUACUUGGAGGGAUUUGAUCCCUUCAGCAUUCCCCAGAAAGCAUCCGAUCGGCAGCCUACACCAACGCCCAAAUCGGCCCCGCCUAUCCCGUGCCAAGCAAAUGUUGAUAUGAGCAUUGACGAACAGAACCGAAGAAACAACCACAGAGCUCAGGAGAAUGGCAGCCAAGCAGAGGAAGGAGAUGAAGGCAGGAUCUUUUUCUAUUUACCAGAAGGUCACAAGCCAGGCACUUUCCCCAAAGCUUUGCAAGAUGGGAGUUCACCCAAUAACAACGGUAAUGAUAAUGGAAACGCUGUGAUCCUGAGGGGACGGCAAAGUAGACGCCUGCGUCGAGUCUCGUCCGGCUCAGUGGAUAGCCGCCUCAGUUUUUACGACAACGUCCCAUACUCAGAGCGAGAGGAGGCUCCGGAAGGGGACGUACAAAAACUGGAGGAAGUUCUCCAACAUGUGAGCGGCCUGCAGCGCUUUGUGAACGCCUGGUCCGAGGCUGUGGUGGCCGGUGAGGAGGACGAUGAGGAAGAAGAAGAGGAGGAAGGAGACUCGGACUCAGCGUUGGACUCUGCCUCGCCAUGCCCGUCCUCCCCACUGCAAAACCAUCUUGAAGAGGCUGAGAAUGGGAGUGACCAAGACAGCACAGGAAACCCGCUAGGGGAGGGCGAGGAAGGGAUGAGGGAGAGGAGGGACUCCGGGGUUGGGGCAUCACUAACAAGAACCAGCAGGCCACAAAAACUCCGCUGGGUGAGCUUCCAUAACUCCCAUCGGCCCAGUUUGGCCUCCGCUCAGCUGCAGAUUAGCUGCCAGUCUGUACUGCAGAUGAAUCUUCUUCAGAAGCUCUCGCUGCUACAGCUCACCGCCCUGCUUGAGAGGCACACCCCAACAAACAAACAUGGCUUCAGCUGGGCUGUUCCAAAGUUUAUGAAGCGAAUGAAGGUGCGAGACUACAAAGGAAGGAAUGUGUUCGGUGUUCCGCUGCUAGUCAUCGUCCAGCGCACUGGUCAGCCCCUCCCUCAAGGCAUCCAACAAGCAAUGCGCUAUUUGAGAAACCAGUGCUUAGACCAGGUUGGUCUUUUCAGAAAAUCAGGAGUGAAGUCACGUAUUCAGGCUCUUCGUCAGAUGAAUGAAGCCGGCGGGGCUGACGGGGCCAGCGUUACCUACGAGGGCCAGUCUGCCUAUGAUGUCGCCGACAUGCUCAAACAGUACUUCCGAGAUUUACCCGAGCCGCUGCUCACCAGCAAACUCUCCGAGACCUUUCUUCAGAUCUAUCAGUACAUGCCUAAAGAGCUUCGACUGCAGGCCGCCCGGGCCGCCGUGCUGCUGCUGCCCGACGAGAAUCGCGAGGCGCUGCGGACCCUGCUGUGCCUGCUGAGCGACGUGACGGCCAGCGUCGGGGAGAACCAGAUGACCCCCACUAACUUGGCUGUUUGCCUGGCUCCGUCUGUAUUCCAUCUCAACACCCUGAGGCGCAAGGAGAGCUCCUCACCAAGGGUGAUGAACAGGAAACAGUCUCUGGGAAAGCCAGACCAAAGAGACCUGAAUGAGAACUUGGCCGCGACCCACGGCCUGGCGCACAUGAUCAUGGAGUGCAGAAAACUCUUCAGGAUCCCCGAGGAGAUGAGUCGUUGUAGGAACUCUUAUGUCGAGCAGGCUCUUCUACCACGACGCUUGGAGGAGCUAUCGGGUAGCGACUCAGGUGGAUACCGGUCCUACCUGCGCGACGCUCUUGACGCUCUCCUCAAGGAGGCCAAAGACAAAUUUAAAGGUUACGACAGCUUCUCCACUCCGGAACAAGCGGAGCUGGCCUAUCGCAAGGUACACGACGGCUUUCCACUGAGGCUGUGGAAGGCAACCGUGGAGGUGCCUGCAUCUCCGGAGGAGGUUCUGACCCGGAUUGUGAGGGAGCAGGCGCGCUGGGAUGAGGACCUGUACGAGAGUCGCGUGGUAGAAAGCUUGGACGAGAAGACCGAGGUCUACCAGUAUGUACGGAAUACCAUGGCCCCACACCCCAUGAGGGACCAUCUGGUGCUCAGAACAUGGAUAACAGACUUGCCAAAGGGGGCGUGUGCACUGGUGUCCACAUCGGUAGAUCACAGCGCAGCGCCCGUGGUGGGCGUGCGCGCCAACGUUUUCCUCUCACGCUAUUUUAUCGAGCCCUGCGGAGCCAACAAGUCUCGGCUCACGCACAUUUCCAGAAUUGACUGCAGGGGUCGCUUCCCAGAGUGGUACAACAAACUGCACGGACACUUGUGUGCUGCCGAGGCGGCACGGAUUCGUGACUCCUUCGUGUUGCCCACAGACAAAUGAGACUCCCGGAGAGAGGAAGGCCAUCCUCCAUCUCAUUACAAACACAGGACAAACCUUGGCUCCUGGAUUUGAAGGACUUUGUUGUUGAUGUUUUUUUAAACCGUAUUAUUGAUGUUACCAUUUAAUAUGCCCUCUGGUCCUGCCAUUUAAGUAUUUAUGUGGGUGAAAGAACAUUGAUGAGAUGGGAUGUGUGACUUUAUCCAAAGAGUGAUAUUGCUUCUGAGAAGCAAAGGUGACUGACUGCAUGUGUAACGAGAGCAAACAAUACUUAAGGUCAACAUACUCCAGUGUACAUACACUAACUACUCUUUUCACACCUAAUAUUAAUGCUGUCUCUCUUGUCUUACAUUCAGCUUUUUUUUUUUUCUGUUACGUGGGAGGAAGCGCAUACAAUAUUUAUGAUGUCGUGAGGAUUGAUGAGUGCAUGGGUGAGAAAAGACGUGAAUGUGCUGGCUCGGUUUGAGAUGAUUUGUGGAUCGGAGAGGAUAGGAUAACAAAGUGGUGGCUGGCUCACCAAAAGCAGCAGGAAAGCACCAUGACACCUCCCUGAACGUUCCAUUAUGAGGAGUGGAUAGUGUUGAAGACCAAUUGACACAAGUGGACCAAAAAAAAAAAAAAAAAAAGGCACCCUUUAUCUUUCUAGACAUUUCCACAGAGUAAAUUUAACAGUAUGACGUAUGUCCGCAAACGUAUUUUGAGUCCUUAGAAUAUUGACUGUCACAGUGCAUGAAAACACAACACGUCCAACACAAAAAUGAAAACCGUAAGAGAAAAGGUCCUUUUAUAAAGGAGGAGAUUUUACAGGUUUUACUGUAAAGAUGCAUGUUAAUGCGCUUUUACAAAGAAAUAUGAAAGACAAGUUUCUCACUGUGUAGUUGUUCACUUGUUUUAACACAGCUUCCUGCAUACUUCACCUAAGCCAUCCAUAUCGUUCAUGUAACCGUCUCUAUCAAACAACACAUGACUAUGAUCGUUAAUUUAAAACAAAUAUAUUUAUACCUCAGAUAUAUGUUUGUUUUGUAUCCUUUCGUUGUAUUGUAUUGUAAAGGUUAAACUCUGUUACGGAAAUGGGGAAAAAAAUGCUUUAUCUUUUUUAUUAAUAUUAUUUCUGUACAGUUUAAUCAAAGUGCACUAUUAAAUGUAUUAAAAUAAA